Messenger RNA from Orbicella faveolata, 1950 nucleotides. RefSeq lists its product as uncharacterized. Gene Ontology annotation, molecular function: ATP:ADP antiporter activity. Gene Ontology annotation, cellular component: mitochondrial inner membrane. The record is from RefSeq and is a predicted model, not a curated record. Lineage: Eukaryota; Metazoa; Cnidaria; Anthozoa; Scleractinia; Merulinidae. Gene Ontology annotation, biological process: negative regulation of mitochondrial outer membrane permeabilization involved in apoptotic signaling pathway; mitochondrial ATP transmembrane transport; mitochondrial ADP transmembrane transport.
CUUUGAUCUUCCUUUACAACGAAGCUUCAAGGAUUUCGCCGGUCGGGUCCUGAAUUUUAGUGAAGUGUUGUGCACUCUUGGUUGAAUCACUUCUUUAGGAUAUUCAAAAUGGCAAAGGUAGCAACUAGUGAAAAACAGCUCCAUUUCGUAGAAAACUUUGGACUGAGUGGUGCCGCAGCUAUCAUUUCCAAAACUGCUGCUGCCCCAAUUGAACGAGUGAAGCUUCUUGUUCAAAAUCAAGAUGAGAUGUUAAAGGCAGGACGUCUAGAUACCCCAUACAAGGGUGUUAUCGACUGCACAGCUAGAACGUACAAAGCAGAGGGCUUCCUUUCAUUUUGGAGAGGUAACCUUGCUAAUUGCAUCCGUUACUUCCCAACACAAGCCCUGAACUUUGCAUUCAAAGAUCAGAUAAAGGCUCUUUUCAAACCCAAGAAAACUGAUACAUAUACCAUCAAAUUUAGCAAGAAUAUCGCCUCUGGUGGUGCUGCUGGUGCCAUGUCUCUCUUGUUUGUGUACUCCUUGGAUUACUGCCGAACAAGGUUAGCCAAUGACGCAAAGGCAGGCUCCAAAGGUGGCGAGAGGCAGUUCAAUGGCAUCAUUGACGUGUACCGCAAGACACUGAAGUCAGAUGGUAUUGCUGGUCUAUACAGGGGCUUUGUCAUCUCCUGUGUGGGUAUUGUGGUGUACCGUGGCUUCUACUUUGGUCUCUACGACACCCUGAAGCCAUUGCUGCUGGGCGAGGAUGCUGGUCUCAUCAUGUCAUUUGUCCUUGGGUAUGGUGUAACAGUUUCCGCUGGUUUGAUGUCCUAUCCCAUUGACACCAUCCGUCGUCGUAUGAUGAUGACAUCAGGAGAAGCUGUCAAGUACCGGGGUUCAAUUGAUUGCACAGUCCAGAUUCUCAAGAACGAGGGCUUCAUGUCAUUGAUGAAGGGAGCUGGUGCUAACAUUCUGCGUGGCAUGGCUGGCGCCGGCGUGCUUGCUGGCUUUGACGAGUUCAAGAAGUUGUACAUCAGCAUCCGCUUCAAGGAGUAAAUUUGUGGACUGACAUGUUUGUAGCUGUGAAUUACUGAGUGAAUUGUAACAUUUUUCGUGAUUUUUACAGAUGGGACAAGAUGUGCUUGAGUGCAUGUGUAAUUUGGACUCUUUUGCAAUUUGUACCUGUUUGUUUCUAGUUAUUUUAUGUAAUAAUGUUGGACUGUUUAGUGUGGAAUACGCUGUACAGAGAAUAAUGUCUCUAGUAAUGGAACUGACAUAAAUAAAAAGUAAUGUUAGUACAUUGUCAAGUUAUGCUGUUUUAUGCAUUAUCAUGUCAAGUACAUUGGACAUUUAAACAACAGUGUUCAUAACAGAUUCAAAGAUUCUUGAAAAUUUAUGGCAAUUGGCAAACUAGUUAACCAGACCUGGAAAAAGUAUGGAGCAAAAUAUUUUAAGUCUAGAAAAAAGUGAGACUUGGAGCUGAAACAAGUGUUUGGUGUGAUAAUUUUGUUUGUGAAUUCUGGCCUUAGUCAAAUUUUGUGUAAAUUCUAGCUUGGCCAAAAUGUUCAACUGCAGAUCUAUUCUCUACCCUACAGCUGGCAUAUCUGCCGUCUCCACAAUGCAGCAGUGUUACUGUUUGUAGUGCUAACAGUGCUUUGGGGUUAAAUUUUAGGAAGUGUGCUUGUAGAAGUCUGGACAUUAGGACAUCUUAAAUUUUGUGGACAAAAGUGUCCAUGAAUCCUGUGAACAACACUUCAUUAUUAACAGUAUCUUCCUUUAUGCUACAAUGAAACACUACUGACAGUAGUAACGAUUGAACCCCCCUUGAAUUUUGUAGUGCUUUUUGGGGGGCACUUAUUUGAGGUCUGCACUCUGCAAAGAAUCGUAACAGUGGUAAAUGUUAACAACAAAAUAUGACCUCUUCGAACUGAAAAAAAUUGUAAUCCAAAAGAAUAAAUUUCUGAGGCUGGUGUA